Penicillium salamii is the source of this 1377-nucleotide messenger RNA. NCBI's taxonomy places the organism in Eukaryota, Fungi, Ascomycota, Eurotiomycetes, Eurotiales, Aspergillaceae. The record is from the annotation of a GenBank genome assembly.
AUGGCGUCGUCACGAUUAACUACCAAAGUCAUUGUGGUUGGUGGAGGAGGCACUAUGGGCUCUUCAACGGCACUGCACCUUAUCCGCGCCGGAUACACGCCCUCGAACAUCACCGUACUUGAUACAUACCCAAUCCCUUCGGCGCAGUCAGCGGGAUAUGAUCUGAACAAGAUUAUGGGCAUCCGGCUGCGCAAUGGACCAGAUCUACAGCUUUCGCUCGAGGCUCUUGAUAUGUGGACCAAUGAUCCAUUGUUCAAACCUUUCUUUCACAAGGUUGGGAUGAUUGACUGUUCAUCUUCGGACGAGGGAAUCGCGAACUUAAAACGGAAGUACCAAUCACUUCUCGACGCGAAUAUUGGUUUGGAGAAGACGAACUGGUUGUUGGAUACUGAAGAAGAUAUCCUAAAAAAGGUUCCAGCCUUUACCAAAGACCAAGUAAAGGUGAUGUUUCGUGCAAUUGGCCUUAUAAUGGCGGUGGCUGACAGAUCGGCGGGAUCUAGGGGUGGAAAGGUCUCUUCUGUGGUGAUGGGGGCUGGCUUGCUGCAGCCAAGGCCAUCAACGCGAUCGGACAUUUCCUCAAGGAUCAGGGUGUCAAUUCUGGAUUUGGAAAGUAUGCAACAAUCUGGUACCUUUAAGCGACCUCUUUUUGCAGCAGAUGCUAUCACAGUCAACGGUGUCGAGGCCGUAGACGGCACAAAAUAUUACGCCGACAAAGUCGUCUUGGCUGCUGGUGCUUGGAGUCCAACAUUGGUAGACUUGGAUGACCAAUGUGUCUCAAAGGCUUGGGUAUUUGCUCAUAUACAACUCAUACCGGAGGAAGUGGCGAAAUAUAAGAACAUCCCCGUCGUGUACGAUGGUGAAUAUGGCUUCUUCUUUGAGCCCAACGAACAUGGUGUGAUCAAAGUCUGUGAUGAAUUCCCUGGAUUCUCUCGCUUCAAGCAGCACCAACCCUUCGGUGCCACUUCUCCCAAACACAUUUCUGUCCCUCGAUCCCACGCCAAACAUCCCACAGAUACCUACCCCGAUGCUUCUGAAGAAACCAUCCGAAAGGCGAUUGCCAGGUUUUUACCCCAGUUCAAGCAUAAGGAGCUUUUCAACAGGUCCAUGUGCUGGUGUACAGACACCGCUGAUGCUAAUUUAUUGAUUUGCGAACAUCCGAAAUGGAAGAAUUUCAUCCUAGCCACGGGUGACAGUGGUUUCAAGCUUUUGCCAAACAUUGGCAAGCAUGUCGUUGAGCUUAUAGAGGGGGCCCUCUCAUCAGAUCUGGCAGAUGCGUGGAGAUGGAGACCUGGGGGUGAUGCUUUGAAGUCUAGACGUGGUGCUCCCGCGAAAGAUCUUGCCGAUAUGCCAGGUUGGAGACACGAUGCGAAGAUCUGA